AGAGGAGCAUUCAAGAGAGAGCACACGCAUAUUUACAUCCUUUCCAUCUCUUCUCUCGCCCACUCUGACUCUGUCUCUCUCUCUCUCUCUCUCUCUCUCUCUCUCUCUCUCUCUCUCCUCUCUCUCUCUCCUCCUCUCCCUCUUUCCCUCAGACACACACACACACACACACACACACACACAUGCACAGACAGACCCCCCUCUCACACAGGAGUAAAUAGAGAGCGGUGAAGAGCAGAAGGAGCUGGGUGGCAGGAGACAGGCAGGAGGGCUGUUGUUGAUUGAACAAAGCCAGGAAAGGAGUGCGCAGUCCUGGGGAGAAGAGCAGCUGUGAAAUGCCUCGAAAGGAGCCUGCCAGUUACUCCUGCAGAGACCUGAAGGUGUUGAGCUUCAGCUGAGGAUGGCAGGAGAUUCUCGAGUCCUCAUGGACCACAACAUGGAGAUAGGAGUCACACCUGCACAGGUGAAGAAGCUUCCUAAACACUUGCGGGAGGCUCAGAUCUCGACAGAGCGAACCCACUUGAUUUCUGACCCGGCAAAGAAGCCACGUCAGCGAUAUGUGCAGAAGGACGGAAAGUGCAACGUUCACCACGGAAAUGUGCAAGAGACCUACCGUUACCUCAGUGACUUGUUCACUACGCUGGUGGACCUACGCUGGCGUCUUAGUCUCUUCAUUUUCACCUUGGUCUAUGUAGUCAACUGGCUUUUCUUUGGCUUUCUGUGGUGGCUGAUAGCACUAAUCCGUGGGGAUCUGGUGCAUGCUGAUGAGGAGGGCUGGACCCCCUGUGUGGAGAACCUCAAUAGUUUUGUCUCAGCCUUCCUCUUCUCCAUUGAAACAGAGACCACCAUUGGGUAUGGUUAUCGUGUAAUCACAGAAAAAUGCCCUGAAGGUAUCAUACUGCUUUUGGUGCAGGCCAUCUUGGGUUCCAUUGUUAACGCCAUGAUGGUGGGCUGCAUGUUUGUCAAGAUCUCACAGCCAAAGAACCGCGCAGAGACCCUCAUGUUCUCGCACAAUGCUGUCAUAUCAGUGCGAGACAACAAGAUGUGCCUGAUGUUUCGGGUGGGGGACCUGAGGAACUCUCACAUCGUAGAGGCAUCGAUCAGAGCGAAGUUGAUUCGCUCACAGCAGACCAAGGAGGGGGAGUUCAUCCCACUCAACCAGACUGACAUCAACAUCGGCUUUGACACGGGAGACGACCGGCUGUUCCUGGUGUCGCCACUUAUCAUCUCUCACGAGAUCAACGAGAAGAGCCCCUUCUGGGAGAUGACUCUGGCGCAAAUGGAGAAGGAGGAGUUCGAGAUCGUGGUUAUCCUAGAGGGCAUGGUGGAGGCCACAGGGAUGACAUGUCAGGCACGGAGUUCCUACCUGGACACAGAGGUGCUUUGGGGCUACCGCUUCACACCGGUUCUCUCCCUGGAGAAGGGCUUCUACGAGGUAGACUACAACAACUUCCACGAUGUCUACGAGACAAACACCCCCACCUGCAGCGCCAAGGAGCUAGCUGCUAAACUUCGGGAGGGGCCACUAUUGCCUCAGCUUUCGCUCCUGAGCCCUGAGCCCAAAAUGCAUACUUUUGACCCCCUAAACCGCCUGUCCAAACCGGACCCACUCAGCCGGGAUGAGGACAAGGAGGAGAGAGAUUCAGGGGGUGACAGAGGAGAGACCAAUGGCUCAGCUGCUGCUUUGGAGGAGCCGCCCCUCGCUGAUGGACUGCCUGACUGAUGUGACUGAGGGCCACAUCAGCUAAAAACCCAGGAAAGACUGGAGAAGAGGACAUGACAAUAUAAUGCUUCAUUUAGUCAAGGGCCAUCUUGUUCCAUUGCAUUGCUUGGAGAUACAAGACAUCCAUCUCCAGCCCCCGACUCAUGCAAUACUCCUCUACUAGAGUGUCAAUCUAUAGUAUAGAUUGGUUUUGUAGACACGUAAGUACACAUACACAGACACACACGUACAGUAUCUAUAUCUACACUUAAAGGUUGGUGGUUCAGAUUGUCUUUUUAUAAUCGUAACAACCACUUAUUGCUAUAACAGCUCAAGUUGUAUAAUGUGAACUCGAGCUGAAACUGGUAGCUAUGAGCUUAUUAUGGAUACUCCAAUAUUCUCAUUUUAGAGUGUGUUAAUUCAUCUUCAUUUGAUCAGAGUAUCAGUCUCAUAACUCAGCUAAUGUGUCUGACAGCAGCUUCUGCGUGGUAAUGGAACCUUGUUUUUUUAUGUGGGGGCUGUUUAUUUACUUUCUUUCUCAGUGUUGUUAUUAUUCUGUGUCAGAAACCCAAUUCAAGUGGGGAGGAAAUGUAUAAGGCUUCUAGGUCGCAUAGGCAAGAGAAGAUGUAGGAAAUUGUUCUAUAAAAGGCAACGUGUACUGGCAACCACUAUCCAAUUUUGUUUUCUUUGUUCACACUUUCCUCAUGGUUGUACUGUCACAAAUACUAUCAUUGUGUGUGUCUGGUUGUCUCAAAAACACACUGGGAGCCUUGACCCAUAACAAACCAGCUAGUACCUCAUUUUAUACUCAUGUUCAGGGUUUGAAAUGAACAAUAAGAACUAGGCAAAUGAUGGUAAAAACUGUGCUACUGACUAUUUGAACUUUGUCACUAUAAAACUUUGUCACUGGUUAAAGAUUUAAUUCCCCUUCCCGCUGCAUCAACUAAAACAUUAAUUCCUGCUGGCUGAUACAUGUCCGUCCUAGUUAAAAGUGACAUUCACAUGCAGAUUCAAAUAUUUAUAUGAAAUAUUUAUGCUCAACUGCUAUUUGAAACAUUCUUGAUUUUUAAACACCACACACAUGAAUAUUUCAAAUGUUCCACAAGCAAAAGGAAGUACUCCUUUUAUGUUUGUUUUGUUUUUGUUUGAAAUAUUUAAAAGAUAUUCAACCUUGAUAUUUUUCAACUACAUAAAAGUUGAGUCUACUGACGAUAGGAGCAGGUUUUCUGUCUAAUCUCAUGAGUUUAGUAUCUGGCCAGCCCAUCACGUGCAAUAUUUGCCCUCUUUGUAAUUAAUUCCUCUUAACUUCACCUUUAGCUUUCACCUCAUGAUUUUAAGUCUUCUUUUUCCACACACACUGGUUCACUUUGGCCCUGUUCCACAAACCACCCCUGGUCUUUUUCUUGAUAUAGGUUACGGCCCUUGUGACUACUGUUUUGGAAGCAGACGCUUGUCGUGUGAGGGCCAUAGCCUAAAGUUUUUUGUUUGUUAUUUUUACUUUUCUUUGAAAAGACACAUGUCAGAGGUUGCUUGCAUGAAUCAACCCCUAUACUUCCUAUUGCUGAGUAAGUUUAAUAGAGUAAGAAAUACAGGGUAUUUUCUAGGCAUGCAAAUUAUGAGAUUUCUACAAUAUAUUAUCAGAUAAAGUAUUAAUAUUCAAUUAUCAUUUGUUGAAAGAAAAAUGAAAUUCCUGAGACUUUAAAAUCUCCCCCUCCUCAAUUUAAUGUUAAAUUGUUUUUUUACAGAUGCUUUUCCUAUCAAUGUAUUUAUUUUCACUGUGACAUUUUUGCAUCUUACUAUGUAUCCCAUUUGCUAAACAAUACAUUUGCCAUUAGAGAGAGAUCACCUUUCAUUGCUGGAAUGUCAUCUGUUUUCUGUGUGUUCUCAUGGGAAUAAACAUAAUAUGGCCCAAAGAACAACAUGUUCCCGCCUGCAUGAGCGAGUGCAUGAGAGCGUGAGAGUGAGUAGUUAUUUUGCACAUAACUUUGCAAUUGAGGAUUGAAAAGUACCUUGAUUUAGCAUGUGUUACACUGCACCCAAUCUGCUGUAGCGUGACAAAAUCCUAGAUUUAACCUAUGGCUCUUGGUAAAAUAACUGUGUCUUACAUGCAAGCUACCUGAAAACUGGAUUAGUUGUGUAUCAAAUCAUGAAAAGGAGACUUAAGCAAACAUUUAAUUAUCUGAGCAGUACAAUCUUAUCGUGCACUGAAGCUUGAGGCAAAAACUGCUUUAUGCUUGCUAGGGGAACAAAUAUGAGGGAUAACAUCAAGAACUUUAUCGCCCCCUUUCUAUGUCUAAAUUUAAAUGAAUUUAUUAAAAUUGUACAGCAGCAAAGUCUGGGUACAUCUCAGUAGUAGUCCAAAUCCUCCCUGUGCUAAACCCUGAAAUCUAACAAUAGUUGUCCAAGCUACUUACUUGUGGAUUAACAUGAAUGUGGCUGCUGGAGUCCUCUGGAACUAGACCUCUAGAACAGCAUACCUGAAUCAGCUUUGUGUGUUAUGAGACUGAAAUUACUCAGACUCACGCACACACGGGAAGACACAAUCACAGAAAACAGCUGGCAGACUGAUUAAGGCCACCACAGCUAUUAACUAGCCACAGAGAAAACACUGCAGAAGUCACAGGGGUAAUCACAUUUAUCCAGCGUCUACAGAGUACAACCAGUCAGAAAAUGAAACAUGAUGUUACAUUUGAUGGCCAGCGUGUCAUAGAAAUUCACUGAAUCACAGCAAUGUGCUGUCAAGGCUAUUCUUGUCCAAGCUAUUAAAUUUGGAAGCUGGAUCGUCAGCAAGCUGACAGUCCCUGAUUCAAAUCUGAAUAAUGUACGAUGAUGAAUAUAAUGCAUCCAUUGAAUGGUGCAUUGAAAUAGGUACCCAAGGCAGGUGCAUGUGUGUGUGUGUGUGUGUGUGAGAGAGAGAGAGAGAGAGAGAGAGAGAGAGAGAGAGAGAGAAGGGGGGAGAGACAUAAUCAGUCAUCACAACCUCAAGCCAACAGCACACAUGAACACACAAUAACACCCACAAACACACAACAAAACUAUCCAUUUAAGCUUUUGCCAAGUUAAAUGUGCCAUUUUUACUUACAUUUUUACUACGAAAUGAUGAUGAAAUUGCUAAAGCUGAUGAAUGGCACCGCACCAACAGAGUAACUAGCUAUUGUUCUUUCUCUUUCUGAGGCUAGCUAAUACUCUUCCUUUCUCCUUUAAAUAAUGCAUGCUUGUGACGAAGAAGGAAGCACAUAGGCCAUUAACAACUAUGUAGUCAGAAUAAAACAUCCUGCACAAGAAAGAGAAUUACAGUCACAGAAAAAAAAAGCAAGUGGGAGGAUUUUAACUCUAGUGUAUCCCUUUCCAUAUUCUUGCUCCAUCCUCGGACUCCCCUUAUUUUGCUCUUGCAAACCGCUCCCACAUAGAGGGAACACACACACACACACAGACACAAUCAAGCAGUGCAUGGGUUAUUUUAUCGUAGCUACUUUUAACAUUUUUCCAUGGAUGUUUUUUCCCCACCAUCUAGAGCAACAGCCAAGGAUGAAAAGGCAAGCUCCCAAACCCCAUUGUCCCCUCUUUAGCAACUGUGACUCCCUGCUGCAAUUAUAUCUUAUUAAGCAUUCAAAUAAACUCUUACAUGACACUGUAA
Siniperca chuatsi (mandarin fish) is the source of this 5339-nucleotide messenger RNA. It is a transcript of the gene kcnj5, whose product is annotated as potassium inwardly rectifying channel subfamily J member 5. Gene Ontology annotation, cellular component: plasma membrane. The transcript is spliced from 4 exons. Gene Ontology annotation, biological process: regulation of monoatomic ion transmembrane transport; potassium ion import across plasma membrane. Gene Ontology annotation, molecular function: inward rectifier potassium channel activity. The record is from RefSeq and is a predicted model, not a curated record. Bases 401 to 1723 code for a protein of 440 amino acids. Lineage: Eukaryota; Metazoa; Chordata; Actinopteri; Centrarchiformes; Sinipercidae.